AUGGACGCCGUCGUAUCGGCGGCGACGGUUGAGUGCCCCCACAGCAGCUGCGGGAGCUUGGUGGCCUACCACCAGGUCCACGACCACAAGAUUGCAUGCCCGCACGCCCCUUGCGCUUGCACGGAGCCCGGCCGCGACUUCGCCGCCCCGCCAACAGCGCUCGUCGCCCACUUCGCAGCGGCCCACUCAAUCCAAGUGCACAAGCUCCCGCCGUACAACACGAGCAAAGUGUUCCAGUGCCGGUGCCGGUGCCGGUCUACCGCCUUCCAUUCGUCUUCCCCAUUUCCGCAAAAAAUCCGUCGCAAUACUCCGUGCCCAUCAUCUCUCACCUCGCCGGACCACCGCACCGGAAUAUCCCAGCCGUACUUAGCCGGCAUACCACCUCACCUACCUGAGGCCACCGACUCCCUCGUCCGCGGCACUCAGAUCCGCUUCACCAACGCCGCCGUGUACCGCAUCGGAUCUGCUUCACCGGCCGCUACAUCCGCAGCACUCGCAUCCGCUUCACCAACGCCGCCGUGCACCGCACUAUCCGAGUUCACCGACUCCUCGUCCGCCGUACCUCGAUCCGCUUCACCAACGACGCCGUGCACCGCACCGGAUCUCGCUUCACCGACUCGCUCGUUUCAGAUCUGCUUCCCCGAACCCAUCAUCGACCGCCCCGGAUCCGCUUCCUCGACGCCGACGCCCACCGCAACCGCAAGCACCCCCGCCGUCGUCGACGUGACCCGCGAGGAUGCCGAGUAUGACUACACGAAGCCGCCGCCGAGCUGCGGGGGUCAGAGCGCAAUGGCGGGGGGAUGCGGCAUCGCCGGCGAAGGAACGCUCGCGCGGUGGCGGAGGGCGGCGGCCAAGCGGAUCGGCUUCUCCUGCGCCUCCUUCUUCUCCUCCCACGCCGCCUCUCCCUCCCCGCCGCCUCCCAAGACCAUCUCCUGCUCAGCAGUGAAUGCUCCAGCAGACAGGAGUGAUGGAGAACAGGAAAAGCUGGAGGAGCCGACCAGCACUAGAAUGGCUGACAAGAACCUGUGUGCAAUAUGUUUGGAGAGCCUCAGCAUCAGCAGCAGUGACAUUGACAACAGCGACAGGCCAGCGAUCUUCACAGCCCAAUGCUCCCACUCUUUCCACUUUCUGUGCAUCGCCUCCAACAUCCGGCACGGCAAUGUCACAUGCCCUAUCUGCCGUGCGCAGUGGUCUCAGCUGCCGCGUGACAUGAAGGUGCCACCGCUGCUGCACAACCAGUCUGAUCCGAUCCUCCGCAUCCUCGACGACAACAUCGCGACGUCCCGUGUCAACAGAAGGUCCUCCAUCCGUGCCACCCGCUACAACGAUGAUGACCCCGUCGAGCCUUACACUCUGACGGAGCAUGUCGACCCGUGCCUGCGCUUCGCCCUGAUCCCGUCUCCAGUGGCAGCAGCUCACCACCAUGCUCUCGGACACUACCCUUGUGGACGCAUGAUGCCACUACAACAGCACUGCCAGUACAGCAGCUCCUCCAUGCUUUCGCCAUCGCAGAUGGCUUCACCAAGCGCGCAGAGGCGUGCUUACCUCUCAGUCAGUCUAGCUCCACAGCCAGCCAUGGACCUCGUCUUGGUUGCCAGCCCCAACGGCCCACACCUGAGACUCCUGAAGCAGGCAGUGGCACUUGUCGUCUUCUCCAUGCGCGCCAUCGACCGGUUAGCCAUCGUCACAAAUGCUACCACUGCAACCCGCGCAUUCCCCUUGCGCCGGAUGUCGUCCCACGGCAAACGGAUGGCGCUACAGGUCAUCGAGCACCUCUGCUCCGUCGGUGGAAAUGAUCCAGUAGGGGCCUUGCAGAAGGGUCUGAAGAUACUCGAGGACCGGGCGCACCAGAACCCUAGCAAAUGCAUCCUUCACCUCUCCGACCAUCCGAUCCGCAGCUAUGUUGGGGUGGACAUGAACCGUUCGAACAUCCCGGUCCACCAGUUCCACGUCGGGCUCGGCUUCGGGGUGCAGAACAGCUUCGUGAUGCAUGAGUUCGAGGAGCUCCUGGCGCGGUUGCUCGGCGGCGUGAUAGGGGACACCCAGCUGAGGAUAGGUGAGCAUGGUGGGGUGGUGAGGCUUGGCGAGCUGAGGGGUGGCGAGGAGAGGAGGAUCCCGCUUGACCUGGUGGCGGACUGUGGCUUCAUUCUGGUCGGUUAUAGCUACCUGGAGGGUGGAAGGGAGGAUCAGCCGAGGAACGGCGAGGCCGCGGUCGGGUUUGAGGAGAAAGGUGGCGACAACAGGUGCUGCGGGAUAAGGGACAUGGGUCCAAGCAUCGGCGGCGGUGAGAGGAGGAGCAGCUGCUGCGCCGAGAGCUGGGACCAUCUUGACCCAUUCAUGGCGCGGCGGUGGGCUAAGCAUUUCAACGUGUACAGAUCCUGAGUUGUUGAAGAGAUGUGGAGCGUCUUGGUGAUGAUCGGAUGAAGAAGUCUGGUUGCCAGUUCGACAGGAUAUGAUUCUUGGUUGGUUCUUUUGUUUUUUACAUUCCUGCGAGUCUCAGGGAAGUGUUUGUUAUUCUUUUCUUGGCUUUUGUUGUGGAUCUGAGUCCCAUGUUAUUUGGAUGUGUGCAGAGGGUUAUCUUUCGUUUUCA
Messenger RNA from Lolium rigidum, 2590 nucleotides. RefSeq lists its product as uncharacterized. Lineage: Eukaryota; Viridiplantae; Streptophyta; Magnoliopsida; Poales; Poaceae. Gene Ontology annotation, molecular function: zinc ion binding. The coding region runs from base 1 to 2382 and encodes 793 amino acids. The transcript is spliced from 5 exons. The record is from RefSeq and is a predicted model, not a curated record.